Suillus discolor is the source of this 231-nucleotide messenger RNA. RefSeq lists its product as uncharacterized. The transcript has a single exon. The record is from RefSeq and is a predicted model, not a curated record. Lineage: Eukaryota; Fungi; Basidiomycota; Agaricomycetes; Boletales; Suillaceae. The annotation marks the transcript as partial.
UCUGAUGGAAGGAAUGCCGUGGUGUCAAAUCUCCUUGACAGCUUUGAUUGUUACAACAUCAGUAAUGGCAGGCACUUGGCUAACCUCUCAACUCCAAUCAUCUAUAAUGUCCCACUACCUUCGCUAUUCAUCGAAGAAGACCAAUCCAUAUUGUGCGGAAGCUCUUGUGGAUAUGUUUUGCUAUAUUCUGGAAAUAUGAAGAACAUCCUCCAGAUAUUGAGACACGAUGGU